This is a messenger RNA of Sclerotinia borealis F-4128, 2961 nucleotides long. NCBI's taxonomy places the organism in Eukaryota, Fungi, Ascomycota, Leotiomycetes, Helotiales, Sclerotiniaceae. The record is from the annotation of a GenBank genome assembly.
AUGCCAAGAAAGCGCAAUAAACGUCAAGUGCCAAGUCGCCUCAGUCAUGUGGAGUUUGCAUACGAAGAACCUUCGCCGAAACCCCAAUCAGUGGCCAUAACAUCGCAUCAGUCAGAGUAUCCAGAUUCAGAAGAGGUCGGUCUAACAAAAUCAGGUAAUAGACCUCUUGAUGAUCAUCAACGGCUUCAAGGACCUUUCGACGAACACUCCGAAAAUGAUGGAGCAUCAUCGAACACCAUUGACGUUCGCAGAGACUCGAAGAAUACUGAGGAUCUCGCAAACCACACACAAAUUCCCCAAAUUGUUCCAACAAUCACCGAUGGGAAGAGUCCUUUGGACGAACUUGUCGGUGAUCAUUUCACAGAAUUGCAUCCACUGCCAUUGCCAUUAUCCCAUGUAGAGGACGAGUCUCAGGCUAGACAACAAGAAGAAUCAAAUGUUCAUUCAAUGGAACGAUCUCGCUCUUAUUUGUCCCAAGGCGACUCCUGUCAUGUGGAAUAUGAUUCUCACUCUCCAGCCCAGCCGAAAUCCAUCGAUAGAACUUUGCCGGUCGAUAAACGAAUACCCUCACUUAGAAUCAUAUAUCAACGAGGUGAUCGUCCUCUCGCAUAUAAAAGGGUCAAGUCCUUUCUGAAGCAGGAAGACAAAGCCAGAGAGCAGCACAUACGGGAAGCCUAUGAUAAUUUUCCUCCAGGGGGAUCUUUUAAUCGUCGUGCCCUGCCAUCUAUACCAAGACUCAUACGGAAAUACAUAUUGAGCGACGAUAUACCAUUGCACCACAAACUUCCAAUACCAAGAUACGACAGUCGAGGAAAACUCCUAGACGAUCAACCUCCUUGUCCAGCUGAUGUAAAUUCAAGGAGUCGAAGUUAUUCUGACGCUCUUUUAUCUUAUGACGGAUGGGUUUCACCGGAAAGGGAGGCUACUCAGGAUGAGAUGCGUACCAUUAUUAACUACAGAAAUCGGUCACCCAGAGCACCAGCAAGGUCGAGGAAAACAGUUUCCCAUAGAGCUCCAACGCCCCACAAGAAUUCAGACCCGUGGCAAUUUUUAGCCAAGGUUAGGAAUAAAUUCUGCAGAGUUAGAAAGUCUAGAACGAGGGCCCCUCGGAAGCCCCUAGUUGAAAUACCAGGACCUCACUGCUAUAAACUUCUAAAAUCUGGCUCUACCCGUAAAAUCGAUCGGAUGUACAGUGCCAGACUAUCAACAUGCACCAAGCAGAAAUCUAAUCCCAACUCCGUAUUCCGGUCUUUAAAUUCCUCCCAUUCUAAUAUCAAAGUAGACUUUCGUACUUGCUCCACUUUUGGUUCGGACUCGGUCAACAAUAGUAACGAGGCUAAAUACGAUGACAACAAUGACGAUCUCGAUACUCUCAUGUCAUCCUCGUUGGCGAGUUCUUCUUCAGACUUACUACCAGAAGAUGACGGACACAUGACUUCCACUGAGAGAUUUGAUCUUUUAAAGAUACCAGGUGCUUAUCCGAGCUCUUGUCCUGAAUCUUCACCAGAAAUUGCAACACACAUGGAUUCGAAACUCUGCAAACCCAAACACCUAGAUGGAGUAAAUAAUCCGUCGGCUCACAAAGAUUUCGUAAGUGACAUGCGUCAACUCGGGGAACGUCGAGUUUGUCGGAAGCAUAUCGACAUCUCCAACAACCCAAAUAGCUCUGUCAAUAAUAAUCCUGAUACAAAGCCGCAGAUAAAGAAACUUCUUCUCGAUCGAGCACAAGGCAUCACCGAUAACAAUAAGCCAGACCCCUCUAAGCGCUUGUUAUCUACGAUCAGAGUUCAGAAUGACUCUCCAGAACAGAGCAGAGCCCGAAAGCGUCGUCGAAGAGAAAUCAUUCGUGACGAUGACUCGUCCGAGGAUGAUUUUGAGGAAGUGGAGGGGCCGAGGAAGAUUGUCCGUUUAUAUCACAAGGGAAUAACGGAUGAAUCCAAGGCGUGUGAGCCGCUAACUAAAGAGAAUGUGAAAGAAUUGGUGUCAAGAGAAGAAGCUACAAACUAUCCAGGGAUUUUGAAGAAAGAUACAAUUGGUAUUCCAUGGACAAAGAGAGUGCGUUUUGAGUUUGAUGGAGAAAUUUACCCCGCCUCAGGACCACACUCUGAUGAAAUGGAUAUCGAUGAUUCUCAAAAUGAUUCAGAGAUUAUUCAAUCAAGAUCCACGAGCUCGGCUAUAAGGCCAUGUCUGACUCGGGGGACACCAUUGAGUAUUGGAGGUGUAGCUAUGAGUAGAGGUGGGCCAGAGAAGAAGGAAUUUACGGCGAGAAGGUCACGCUUUAAGGAUUCGGUUCUCAGUUUGCGUCGCUUACAGAAAAAGGCCUGCCAAAUCAGGAAUGAGUUUAGAAAUGGAACAAUGCUAACGGUGUUGUUAUCUUUGAAGGGUAUACUGAAGGAUAUUCGAAAUGAAGCAAUUUGUGUGGAAGCUCCAGCAGAUUAUUUCAGGAAACAGAGGGCGGCCCGAAUCAUCGUUGAUAUAAUAAAGAUCAAUACGAUGGUAAACAGAGAUGAAGGGGACGAUGGGACGGAUCUUUCGGGUUGGUAUGAUCACGAUGAUUUCAAUGCUACUCAGGAGCUCAAAGAUUUACAGGCGGAGGUGGAUGAGCUUGAGAUGGAGAUCAUGAGCUGCGAGGAUGAGAAGGAACUAGAGCUCAAGAUGAGUAAACAAUCAAUGCUGGAGGCACAAAUAGAAGAAUUUGAGGUGAUAGAAGAGUGGUACAAUGCUGAGGUUUGCGAUGAUGAUAGUUGGAGUGAUUUUGCGACUGAAGGGAAGUGUUCCAUGGACGUGAAGAUGCAAGCACUGGGAGCGCAGGCUUCAGCUUUGGGAAUUCCUUGUGAUAAAUUCCAGGAAGUGACAUCGGAUGAAGAUGACGAAUUAGAUGAAAAUAUGCGUCGUGCCAUUGCUUUGUCGCUGGCAGAGUCUGGAGGGGAAGAUCGAGAACCUUACGACGAUGAGUGUUAA